Molecule: messenger RNA, 8992 nt
Organism: Asterias rubens (European starfish)
Lineage: Eukaryota; Metazoa; Echinodermata; Asteroidea; Forcipulatida; Asteriidae
Product: lipoxygenase homology domain-containing protein 1-like
Molecular function (GO): protein binding
Source: RefSeq, a predicted model, not a curated record
UCUUCUUGCAUAUAAAGUUACGUUCACAAAAUAUCGCCUUGCAAAACAUUCGACACGUGGAUUUAAGAGAACGGUUUUGGACUUCGCAUUCAGGUAGUGCACUAUUGGAUAUUUAUUUGACGAGCUACAGAAGUCUUUGAAACUCUUGCAUUUGUUGGUCCGAGUUUGCCCCCCAGAUAUGAAAUGGGCGCAGUGAUUGACGACAGCGCCCCCUUCGUGACCUCAGGGUAAAAAGAAAGCGACCCGCAAUUGCGAUGAUGAACUCAGUUGCAGUAUGGGAUACCUUCUCCAGUGGGACCUCAGGAGCGAGGCCCAUGCGGAGCAUGGACCCGAGACCGCCGUAUGCAGUGGACAGGCCUAGACCACAGUCAGCACCGAUGCGUAAGCCCACUUCCCCCGGUAAGGCGCUGUGGCGAGACUCCAGAGCAGACACAAGCCCCCAUGUGCAGCAUCGGUUUGCCACAUCGCUCAGAAGCAGCAGUGCAAACCGAGACAGCUACGUCAGUAAACGGGCCCCAUAUGCUGCCAAACGGCUCCACGCCCUCAAUGUAGAAAGACAAAUGAUGACUGGCACGUACCCCCGCGUGGAGAAUGGAAAGACGUUAGCGUACCCAGAGUACGAUCCAUUCGGGGAUCCGCAUCUGACGGAUUAUUACGCGAGGAAGUUUGGCGUUGGCAUACCGAAACCACCGUCUGGGGCGAAGAGGAGGCCGGCUAGCGCAAAUGGCAGGACCAGCACCAGCCGUACUGGUACCCGGUUCUCAGAAGUUAUGUACAGGGUAACAGUCAAGACGGGGGACAAGAAGAACUGCGGGACCAGUGCUAAUGUGUUCAUCCAGCUGAAAGGUGCCAAGGGCAAAUCUGCCAAACGGAAACUAACCAAAAAAUCCACCAAGACGGAGUCGGGGUUCGUCAAGACCAAGUACAGCCGCAACACCACCAAGAUCUUCAAGGUCAAGAUGCAGGACGUUGGGGAGCUGCAAACACUCACAGUUGAGCAUGAUGGUUUGGAGAAAACAGACAGUUGGUUCUUGGAGGAUAUAGAGGUAGUGAAUCUAGCCACUAAGACCACGUACCUGUUCCACUGCGGCCAGUGGCUGUCACUGUUUGAGAAUGACUGCCAGCUCAGGAGAGUACUGAAGGCGUUGGAUCCAAAGAAACACGGCAAAACAGUAUACGAAGUCGUAACGAUCACCGGUGACGUCAAGGGUGCAGGCAGCGAUUCCAACGUGUACAUCACUCUAUUCGGCAUGCGGGGGACCAGUAAGAAGAUGCCGCUGAAACCCCGGUCCGGCGUAAAUCCCUUCGAGAGAGGCAACAGCGACAUCUUCACCUUUAAGUGCAAUAACGUAGGACCACUCAGGAAAAUCAGGAUAGAGCAUGACAAUACAGGCUUUGGUCCAGGCUGGUUCUUAGACCGGGUGGUCGUGACCGACCACAACAACCCCAAGAAAGGGAAGUACUACUUCCCGUGCGGAGAGUGGCUCGCUAAGGGGGAAGGAGACGGACGGAUCUGCCGAGAUCUCAUCGGGAGCAGAGAUCCUCUUGCUGUUAGGAAAUCUCACAAGUACAAAGUUCAUGUUUUUACGGGUAAUAAACGCGGUGCUGGGACCGACGCCAACGUCUUCGUCACGAUGUUCGGGGAGUUGGGGGAGGAUUCCGGGGAGAGGAAAUUGACGAACUCCAAGAACAACUUUGAGAGGGGAAGAGAGGACGUCUUCGUCAUCGACACACCAGCCCUAGGCCCCUUGGAAAAGAUCCGAGUUGGUCAUGACAACUCAGGACCAGGACCCGCUUGGUUCCUGGAAAAGGUCAUUAUUGAUGAUAUUGAGUUGGGUGCGACGUAUGAGUUUUCCUGCAAACGAUGGCUGGCUAAGAAUGAGGAUGACGGUCUGAUCACAAGGGAGCUCUACUGUGGAGAUAAAGCUGGCAAGGGGGCUUCAAAAGGAAUACCCUACGAGGUCCGCAUAACCACCAGCGACAAAAGAGGCGCGGCGACAGACGCCCGCGUCUACAUCGUCAUGUACGGUGGGAAGAAGGGCGAGGAGACUAGCGGGAAGAUCUGGCUGGACGAGGGGAAAUUUGGACGCGGACGCACGGACGUCUGCAACGUGGAGAUUGGAACCAUGUUGAGUCCGCUGUCGAGGAUUGAUAUCGGUCAUGAUAACGCUGGGGCUGGUGCGGGAUGGCACUUGGACAAGGUUGUGAUCAACUGCCCGGUAGCCGGCAUUGAGCAGACGUUUCUUUGUAAUGAGUGGCUGGCUGAUGAUGAGGGAGACAAAAGAAUCGAGAGGACGCUGAUGGAGUCCAAAUCCAUGAGGAAAACAAAGAAACAAAGGGAAGUGUGGAAUGUAACGGUCACCACAAGCGACGUAUCCAGUGCGGGGACGGACGCCAACGUUUUCUUCUGUCUCUAUGGCGACGAGGGCAAGUCGGACGACAUCAAACUGGAGAACAAGAGCGACAACUUUGAGAAAGGAGAGCAGGAUACCUUCAAGAUCGAGAUGGUGCCCGUCGGGAAACCGUACAAGAUGAGAGUCUGGCACGAUAACAAGGGCAUGGCUGCUGGAUGGCAUCUGGAAAAGAUCGAGAUCCAGAGAAUAUCCACUAAGAAGGCGUAUACCUUCCCUUGCAAUCGCUGGCUGGCUAAGGAUGAAGACGAUGGGGAGAUUUUCAGAGAGAUGCCAGCUACAGGAGACAGCAUUAAGAAACCACUGCCUUUGGUGAAGUACAAAGUGGGCGUUUACACAUCAGACAAGUUUGGUGCUGGAACCGAUGCUAACGUCUUCUGCAACAUCUUUGGCGAGAUGGGCGACACUGGAGAGAGACCCCUUUCGAAGUCUGCCAACAACAGGAAUAAAUUUGAAAGGAAAAAUGUUGAUGAGUUCAUCGUAGAAGCCGUCUCACUACGUGCCUUAAAGAAGAUUCGCAUCGGCCACGAUGGAACUGGUGCUGGAGCAGGGUGGAUGCUUGAUAAGGUGGUCAUUAGUCAGGAAGGCAAAGCAGAGUCCGAAGUUGUUUUCCCUUGCAAGAGAUGGUUGGAUCGAGACGAAGAUGACGGGCAGAUUGUCAGAGAACUGGUCCCCGAAGGAAAUUCACAACUUCUAUCAACGACCUCCUACCAUGUAUCUGUCAAAACUGGAGACGAGCGGGCAGCCGGUACUGACGCCAAUGUCUAUGUUAAACUCUUUGGGGAGGAUGGGGACACGGGUAUGAUACCACUCAAGCAGUCGGAGAACACCAAGAACAAGUUUGAGAAAGGCCGGACGGACAAGUUCACUCUGGAGGCGGUGGAUAUUGGGAAGCUUGAGUACUUGAGAAUCGGCCAUGAUGGUUCUGGGCCCGGAGCGGGCUGGUUCCUAGACUCCAUUGAGGUGGAUAUCCCUUCUAGAGGACUGACCUACAUGUUUGCUGCUCAUAGGUGGCUGGCUGAAGACGAGGAAGAUGGAGAGUUGGAAGUUGAGCUUUAUCCAACGGACACCAAGAAGAGUAAAGCACGUAUUCCGUAUGAGGUGACAAUCUCAACCGGUACCUGCUCAUCAGCCGGCACUGACGCAAACAUCUUUCUACGUAUCUAUGGGGAGGAAGGAGCCAAGACGGAAGAGUUUCAGUUACGUAACCGCACCGAUAACUUUGAGAAGGGUGCCGUUGAAAAGUUCAAGAUUGAAGCAGAGGAUGUCGGUCCAGUCAGUAAGAUCCGCAUCGGACACGACGGCACAGGACGCUUCGCUGGCUGGUUCUUAGACAGAGUCCAACUUGAAAGAUUUCCACCGAAAAGUCGUCUGAAAAGACGGAAGUCAAAGUCCAAGAAAUCUCGGAGCGAAGAAGACGACGACGAUCAAGAUGCCGACAACAGAUCCCUCAAGAGACGGAAGUCUAAAUUGAAAAACCGAUCACGGAGCGACGACGACGAACGAGACGAGGCUGAGGAAGCACCGGAGCUGACCAAGUAUCUGUUCGUCUGCAAUCGUUGGCUGGCGCGGAGCGAGGACGACGGACAGAUCGUCAGGGAGUUGGUACCGACGGACGAAGCUGGAAACGUCCUCAAGAAGAACUCUCUGAAGAUGGGUGAGUACACAGUCCACAUGUACACCGGGGACGUAUUUCAAGCGGGAACCGACGCUAAUGUCUUUAUCAAUGUGUACGGAGAGAAGGGGGAUACCGGUGAACGCAGGAUGAAAGAUUCAGAGACAAAUAUGAACAAGUUUGAACGCAACCAGGAGGAUAUUUUCAAAAUGGAGGCCGGCGAUCUCGGCGGAUUGAAGAAACUCAAGAUCAGACAUGACAACUCAGGGCCGGGGGCAAACUGGUUCCUUGACAGGGUAGAGGUUGAGGAUAAGAUGCACAAUCGCAGGUAUUAUUUCCCUUGUCAACGCUGGUUAGCGACCGGCAAAGAUGAUGGGCAGAUCUCUCGUGACCUGAUCCCAGUAGAGAAAGAGGUCAUCGAGAGGUCGUUGUCGAGGCGGAAGUCUUCAACGUCGUUACGAGAGGAGAUUGCCCUCGAAGCAAAGGCUUCCAUGGAAACGUAUCAUGUGUUCGUAACGACGUCUGAUGUUCGUGGAGCGGGAACAGACGCUAAUGUCUACAUCGUCUUAUUUGGUGAAAAUGACGACACAGGUCAACAUUUUCUAAAGGCCUCCAAGACGAACAGAGACAAGUUCGAGAGAGGAAAAACAGACGAAUUCAUCAUCGAAGCGGUUGACAUCGGAGAAAUACAAAAAAUCAAAAUCGGUCACGACAACAAGGGAGGCUUCGCUGGCUGGAAGUUGGACAAAGUUGAGAUUGACGCUCCCUCCCUUGGUAAGAAGUGGUUCUUCCCCUGCGGUCGCUGGCUCGACAAAGGUGAAGACGACGGGCAGAUUGAGCGGAUCUUACACCCUGUGGAGACCCGGACGGAAGAGUACCAGAAACAUGUGCCUUAUGAGUUUACGGUGUACACCAGUGACGUCUCCGGUGCUGGAACGGACGCUGACGUCUUUGUCACGCUGUACGGCCAGGACAUCGUAACGAGUCGGAAGAGUCUGUGCGACAACAAGAAACAACGCAAGGAAUCGUUCGAGAGGAAUCAAACCGAUAAAUUUGUCGUUGAGCUUGAAGAUGUUGGCGAAACUAUCGAGAAACUCCGGGUCGGUCACGACAACUCUGGUUUUGGUGCAGCUUGGCAUCUGAACAGGGUGGAAGUACGACGCCUACUGGAAAACACAAAGGGUUCCAGGACGUACGUGUUUCCCUGCAAUCGUUGGUUCUCACGGAAGGAGGAUGACGGGGAGAUCGUCCGAGAGCUCGUCCCGGCCCAGAUUACCGAAGAGAAAGUCCGUAAAGACGGCAGCAUGAAGAAGAAAGAGGUGAAACAAGACACACUGACUGUCAAGAAAUAUGCGAUCAACGUCUACACCGGGGACGUCUUCAGGGCGGGGACAGAUGCCAACGUUUUCUGCACUCUCUUCGGGGAGACGAGCGACAGUGGGGAGAGACAACUUCGCAACUCGGAGACCUACACGGACAAGUUUGAACGAGGCCAUUGUGACAAAUUCACCAUUGAGGCGGCGGACCUCGGCAAGCCAUUCAAGCUGAAGAUCCACCAUGACAACACUGGCUUCUCGGCUGCCUGGUUCCUUGACAGGGUUGAGGUGAUCGAGGACGAUGGUGAGAAGUGCGUCUUCCACUGUGAGAGGUGGCUGGGAAAGAACAAAGAUGAUGGAAAAUUAGAGAGGACACUGUAUGCUAAGGGCUAUGAAGGAGACAUGUCCAGCACCAGCACCCUUCACCGGAGCAAAUCGUCUGGCUCUCUCAAGUCCGUCCGAUCGGACAGUCCUGGACCACUAACCAGGAGGAAAUCCCUACUAGAAAUGCCAGAAUUUGAAGGCCCAACAAUCCCUUACACAAUCAGAGUGACCACCGGCAAGGAGCCCGAUAUGGGCACCGAGGCCAACAUCUUCAUCAUCAUCAGCGGCCCUAAGAAGAAGCACACCACAGGGAAGCUACCGCUGAAGAUGGUGAACAAGACCCGACUGGAGCCAAGCUCCAUCGAGACGUUCUCCCUGGAAGCCCCGGACGUCACCGAGAUCAAGAAAAUUGAGGUUGGGCACGAUGGCGUCACACCUCAAGAAGGUUGGUUCCUGGAGGACGUCGAGGUGGACAUGCCGACCCUCGGCAAACACUACUCCUUCCCUUGCAAGAGGUGGCUGUCUAAGGACAAAGACGACGGUCACAUCUCAAGAGUUCUAGUUAUUGAUGACGCUCAGAGCGCAACCUAUAAACCAAAACGCUUCUUUUUCACGGCGGACAGCCCAACUAUAGCUGCUCUAAUAAGCAGCCUCCAUUUCAGGAAACGAAAAAUUCCGUAUGAAGUGACAGUCUUCACCGGUGAUGUUCAGAAUGCUGGAACUGACGCUGCAAUCACGCUAAGCGUAUUCGGAACGAACGGCUACACACCGGAUAUGAUCCUGGAGAAAAAAGAAGAACGGUUUGAGAGAGGAAAAGAGGACCUCAUUAAGAUGGAGCUUGAUGAUAUAGCUCCCCUCAAGAAGAUCCGAAUCGGCCACAGCGGCAAAGGCAGCCGCCCAGACUGGUACCUGGAAAAGGUCCAUAUGAGGAACAUGGAGACGGGAGACCUGACUGUCUUCAAGUGUGGUGAGUGGCUGUCCAAGACACAGAGUGACAAGAAGAUCAUCCGAGAACUGCCGGCCUUCGUCAAAGGAAAAGCGCAGAUCCAAAACACCAACUACAAGGUGACGGUGAAAACCAGCGACAUCCGAGGAAGCGGGACUGACGCAAACGUCUCACUCGUCAUCUUUGGCGAGAACGGCAGCUCGGAAGAGCUCAAGCUGAAAGAAUCGCAGACGCACCGCGACAAGUUUGAGAGGAAUCAGACGGACAUCUUCACCUACUCGCUCCUGAGUCUCGGACAGCUGAUCAAGGCUAGGAUUUGGCACGACAACAAAGGACUGAAAGCCGGCUGGCAUCUAGAGUACGUUGAGAUCAUUGACGAGACGGCAAACAAGACGUUUAUGUUCCACUGUAACCGUUGGCUGGCCAGAGACGAGGACGACAAGCAGAUCAUGAGAGAGCUAACAUGUGACUCUCUCAACACGCCCAGAGACGAUAAAGAGAAGAUUACUUACGAGAUCUCUGUCACGACGACCGAUAAACGAGAUGCGGGUACGACCCAGAAUGCCUGGGUCUCCUUAGAGGGCGACCUGCGCAGCUCCAAGGAGUUCAUCAUGGAGAACAGCGUCAAGAAGAAAAUCCUCAGAAAGGGUGAUACAGACACUUUCAAGUUUACAACUCGCAACGUUGGACAGAUCGACAGUAUUCUGCUGGGACACAGGGAGCGGAGCGACAGUCCCAAACCCAAGGGAUCGGGGCGAGAGGUCGACUGGCACUGCCAUGAGGUCAUUGUCAUGGAUACGUCAACAGGAUCAAAGUUCACCUUCCCCUGCAAGAGUUGGGUCCCUCUGGGCUUCGGCAAGGACAGCGCGAUGAGACUCAACUGCAAGAAGGUGGACGAGGGCAAGAUGGUCACGGCAAGAAGUCUAGCACCGGUGAAAUAUGAGGUUGUCGUGGUAACAGCCAAUGAGAAGGGAGCAGGGACCGACGCCAACGUCAGCAUUAUUAUUUACGGAUCAAACGGGGACUCUGGGAAACAUCCUCUCAAACAAAGAUUCAGAGAUCUCUUUGAAAAAGGUCAAACGGACAAAUUCACCCUGGAAGUUCUGGACCUCGGCGAUUUGGUGAAGCUAUACGUAGAGCACGACAACAAGGGAUUCAACGCCGGCUGGCUCUGCGACCAUGUGACCAUCACCAACCUGGCAACCGGCAAACAGACACUCUUCCCAUGUGGGAAAUGGCUUGACAAGGGCAAAGGAGAUGGGGAACUAUACAAAGAGCUCUAUCCAGCCAAAGAACAAAUAAAAUAAUGCGUUGUCUAUGUGGGGGCGCUGUGUGGUUUGGUGAAAUCGCCAACCUGGCGACCGGCAAGCAGACGCUCUUCCCCUGUGGGAAAUGGCUUGACAAGGGCAAAGGAGACUGGGAACUAUACAAAGAGCUCUAUCCAGCCAAAGAAUAAAUAAAAUAAUGCGUUAAAAAUGUGAGGGCGCUGUUUUUGUUUGGUGAAAUCGUCAACCUGGCGACCGGCAAACAGACGCUCUGCCCCUGUGGGAAAUGGCUUGACAAGGGCAAAGGAGACGGGGCACUCUUUAAAUAAGAAUAAGAAAUAAUGCGUUGUCAAUUUGAGGGCGCUGUUUGGUUUGAGCAAAAUUUUGUCAACCCGUUGUCUAUAAUGUCUCUUCGACUUUGGUUUGAUUACAGGGAACUCUGCAAAGAACUCUAACCAGGCAAAGAAUAAUAAGUAAUGCGUUGUCAGUGUGAGGGUGUGGACGAAAGCUUUUCAACCCUUCUUCACAGCUUCUCUUACGUGAGAUGUGAAAUUGUAACAAAAUCCCAACCAAAUGUUUUUGUGGUUGGGAUUAGUGCCGAUUUGUGCCGAUAUUUCUUCUAAAUAGCCAAAAGUAGUCAGCAAAGUAUCAUGAUUGUGGGUGAUUUCAUGAUGUCAAAUGUUUAACUCAGGGUGUUGUGGCCGAGUGGUCUGACAUUGAACUUAAAUUCUGGUGGAUUUGUCAUUGAAGUGUAGGGUCGAAUCCCGGUCUCUGUGCUUGUGUUUAUGAUUGAGACAUUUACUGGUAGCGUUAAUUCAUGCUUCUUAUUACCUGGGUGUGAAUCUGUACCUGCGAGGGUACUCAUAUACACAAGUGUCAUAAUAAUAAUAAUAAUAUUAUCAUAUCAUACUCAAGUCGCUGAGUAUAUAAUCAAACUUUCAGAAAGAUUUGGUUAUUGCAGUGAUGAAUUCUGAGACCCAUUUAUUUAGCACCUUAUACGGACUUUACAUGGUGCUACGACGUAUUCAGCAGCCACAGCCAGGAGCACCUGUGCGAACCCCUUCCCCCUUCUCUUUUCGAUAAGUGUACUGGGUUCUUUUACAUGCGUAACACAA